This is a messenger RNA of Sycon ciliatum, 3430 nucleotides long. RefSeq lists its product as uncharacterized. Lineage: Eukaryota; Metazoa; Porifera; Calcarea; Leucosolenida; Sycettidae. The record is from RefSeq and is a predicted model, not a curated record. The transcript has 5 exons. Bases 260 to 3250 code for a protein of 996 amino acids.
GCCCAAAGAACGUGGUGCAUUUGAAAAUGUUAUUUCCACAGGCACGUGUGUUGUUUGACUUUUUUGGAAGCUCAACAAGUCAGUGAAGAUGACACGGGUGUGACUUUGACUGCUUGCCUUUUCAGGCUUUUGUCCUUGUAAAUUUCCUUCAAGCCUUCACCAUCAGUACUGUAAGCUCCGCCUACGAGGCCUACAGUAGCAGGUUAUUCCCUGUUUUGUUUGAAAUGCACUCGUGCAGGGAAACCCAUAUCCAGCAGGAAUGCAAACGAACUGUACUAGAGUAUUGAAGGACAUCGUUCUGUCUCGGUGCAGUACUACAGAGAAGUGUUUCAGCGUGUGUUAUCCAGCCGGCCAAGUCAUUUUGGCCUCUUCGGAAUCUAGGAAUUUGUAUGCCUUCAAGGACGACGAACAAUUGUGUGUAGCACAACUACCGGCAUGCGUCACAUCGUUAUCGUUGGUGCGUGUUUCCUGCCAGGUCUCUGGCACCAAUGAAGAGUGCCCGUUCGUCGUGUGCAGCACGUCAUGCGGCGGAAUCUGGCUCAUACCGCUGACAGAGCUGCUAGACCGGCCCGUCACUGCAUCAUCAUCAUCAUGUCAGCCUGGUGGUCGGAAACGUUCACGUCUUUCGCCAGCCAUCGAACCUGUCCAGAAGAGGACCAAAGCUGAUGCCAGUCAACACGAGCUGUUGCCCACGCAUGUCGACCAAGGAGUUGAGAAUGUGCCGGCAGAUCAACGCAGCCAAUCUGCUGGCCGUGCUCUGUUGCAAGUUGACAAUGAGUCAGUUUUCUCCAGCCUACUCAAGCAGGGCACUGGCAGUGGAAAGCAUGGCAAAGCGGCCACUGCCACCACCACCGCCUGCACCACCGGUAGCAGUGGCGGCAACUCUGUGACGACGGCAUUGCCAAACUUCUGGGAUGCGACCAGUCGAGUGUGUGACGUUUCAUUGCGCUAUCGGUCAGCCAUUGUGCCAGAUUCUUGCGUGGUGUCUGCGACACCUACAGCACUGAUGAUCGCGUCGCAUCCUCCCGACUGCACCAGUAUACUUGAAGUAUACCCAGUCCAGUGUUGCUCUGACGGGCAAGUUUCCAUAGGACGUGCUACGAGGGUAUCAGCUGCAUUUCCAUUGAAUGUGAAUCGCAUUAUUCCUAUAGUGUUGACUCGGUCACCACUUUGCUGUGGCUGGCCUGUAUCACAAGACAUGUUGGACUAUCUGGUGGAUGAUGGAAGCCAGGGGUCUGCUGACAAUGAUGCACUUCUCGUUGUCACGGACGAUGGAGGUGUUCACCGUGUAUUGCCGGGUCAAUGCAGUGCUACUGGUAAUAUGACUAGCUCUCCGCUGCACAACAGUUUACUCCUGCAGUGCGUUGCACCCGUAAUUGACAUCUUUCCCGUAUGCAUUACCAGUAGCAAUAAGGAUAGGUCAGCCAACGGCUUGGUGGCUGUUUCCAAGUCGGGGCAAGUCAGUCUGUGGUGUGUCGCGCGCGUUGGCUUGGUCUUGCGCCAAUUUGAGUUCCAGGACCACGUGCCAGCGCCCGUUUGUUGCUGCUGCAUCUUGCAGAGUCCAUCUGGAAAUGGCACGGAGCUACAAGAUGUGCUCGUGUGUGCGGGACCGUCUGCUGUGACGUUUGCACGCCUGCCGUCGAUAGAGCAGCUUGUCAAGUCUUCUCCCAGCACGGUGCUGAAGAAGUGUCUACUUGCCACUGCUGACGUGUGCCACACCUGGUCAUUGAGGACAAAUGCAUGCUUGUGCCGUACGCGUAGUGGCUCUGUCAUUGAGCUCACCUGUCCAACACUAGGAGCAACCAGCACUGGAUCACUCAGCGGAGGCAGCCUUCGCACGUCUGACACAAUGAAAGACGUGCUAGCAAAGCUGCGCGCCAUCUCUGAUCGGAUUGUAGCUCUGCAGGAAGAUGAGAGUACAGUGGACCGAUUACUGGCUGCUGUGAACCACGCAUUGCACAAUCUCAAAUCACUGCAGAGCACGGGUUUUGGCGAACAGAAUUCCCGUGGCAAGCACCGGGCACUUAGUGUCAGUGCGAGUGCAGUACUUGGCGUGGAGAGCAAUGGUCUUCGGGCGAGUCAUGUUGAAUGCAGUGUUGAGAAUUGCACAAGUCACAUGCUGCCAUGCGCGUACAGUGUACAUGCCAGCGUGACCUAUUCAUCAGCUGGCUGCCAGCAAGUGCUGCCUUCCUGGUCUGUAGCUGUUCCUCUAGCCGAUCUUGCUGCCCAAGCUGUUCGCUGGUUUCAAGUUCCACUGCUGUCGCAACACCUCUCCUGCUGUACUGUAUCAGUGAGCUUCUAUUUGGUUGUGGAUAUCAGCCAGCUACUGGCUAGUGCCAUGUCAACCAACUCACCUACAUCUGCAGCAAUCGGUACUGAGUCUGAUUGUGUUGUCACACUGAUACACACCGAGCAGUUGAACAUAUUGUCGUUCUGCAAAGCUUCUUCGCCUGACGACAUCCCUGCGCCCAAGGAGCCGCAGCAGAGUAUUCUGCUGCCCGUGCAGAUGAUGAGCGACAUUGCUAGGCACAGCCGCCACUCCACACAUGCAGCGGGCCAGCGACAAGCAAGCAACCAAGAAGCAAGCCACCUUCACCUGCACUCUAUAUCUCUCCACCAGCCUCUGUCCAGUGCACAAGUCACCAGUACUCUAAGUACCUUGCUGGGUAUGGAGUUUCAACCAUCACAGCGCUAUCUGCUUACAGCUCCCACUGGCUGUAAGUUCUGGUUGGAGCACUCGCAAGUAGCAAUGGACAUGCCUGACCGCCCAGUGGGCUCCGACGACAGUGACAGUGCUGAACAGUGCUCACUGUGCAGUGAGAAGAUCAGCAAUGCUGCUCCUCUCAACAUGGUAUGCAUCUCCAUCUCAGCCCACGACCGCAGUCUGUUAUGCACGCUGCGCAUGGCUCUCUCACAACAUUUCAAGAUGGUUCUUGACGGGGAGGCAAAGUCCUACUGCACAGCUGCAACGGCUGCUCCAGCUAGUGAUCUGAGCAGACGAAUGAAGCCGCUCACUCCAAGGUUACUGGAACUCCGUGAUCGGUUCACCAACCUUCAGGGACUCAUCCUUGACACUGCACGCAGCAAGCAGCAACCCCUGAGUAUUGACCGCCUGAGUAGCACAGUAUGCGAGGAUCUAAGCAGAUUGCGCGAGGACAUGUGGCAUGUGUAUACUGAGCUAGUGAAUCUGCCCAUUAUCCCCUGCAAGGCACGACUUGAAGAGCUGCAAGCCAAGGACAUGCACUCCUGAUAGGACAACCCUGUGGCUUGUUUAGCAAUGGAGAACAUGCCAGCCCCGAAGGGCCCUGCAUCAAAGUGAUGGUGAUUAAUGGACCGCAAAGUUGUGCUACUUGGCCACACGGCUGAAUACAGUAGCGCCUUGUUCGAGUGCACAGAACAGUGGGUGUAGUGCUAGGGAUGCGUAAUGUUU